AAGGACCCUCAUUCAGAAGCGGUGAUCGGAGAAAAAUCACUGCUACGACUGAGAGAAGAGACCAAAGAGAAGUAUAUUUCGACAUUCGAAUACAAUCCCAGGAAGACGCUAGUGUACGUUCGGAUUUCAGUUCGUAGAAAUAUCACGGGCGUUGGCUGUUUGUCAAAAUAACAACCCUAGCUGUUUAGAAAAAACGUAUCGCACUUAUUGGAAGGCUUUAUCUCCAGCAAGCUAGCUGGCUAACUAGCCAUAGAGUUAGUUUAGCUAGCAAACGUAGCUAGCUUCUGAGUCGGCUUCAAACGUUUUCUAAACAGCAUUGUCAACUACUAGUCUCAGAAGCUAUACAUUGGUUUAGCCCCCCAAAAGAGUCAUGGAAAAGGAUGCUUGUGUAGAGGAGGAUGCAUGUGUAGAGGAGCAGGAGAAUGGUGACACAGUGGUGGUGAAAGACCAUGUGGUCAAGGAAUCAACAGGACCAUCCCCUUACAGAUACACCAAGGAGCAGCUUUUGGAGAUAAAAGAUUUCCCAAUUUCUAAAGAAAGGCCAGACUGUCUUUCUGAAAAAUAUGACAGUGAUUGUGUUUGGGACCCUGAGAAGUGGCAUGCCUCGCUGUACCCCACCUCAGAGUGCAGCUCUCCUGUGGAUGGAUAUAAGAAGGACUUUGUGGAUGAUAGGGUCCCUCUAAAACGUAGAAUUGCAGAUCCCCGCGAGCGACUAAAGGAAGAUGACCUGGACGUGGUGCUCAGCCCCCAGCGUCGUAGCUUUGGAGGGGGCUGUGUUGGCAAUGCUUUGCCUGCACCCACCCGCCGCCCCAUCAGCCCCCUGGAGAAUAAGGAGAACGAGAGUCUCAGGCUGGGUGGUGCACGGCGCAUUGGCAGUGGCCGCAUCAUGGCGGCGCGAGGCUUUGAGAGGGAACCCCGCAUGGAGAAGGAACGGGACUUCAAAGAUAAGAGGUUCAGGCGAGACUUUGGGGACAAGCGUGUGUUCAGUGAGAGGAGAAGGAACGAAGCGGAAGAGGAGCCGGAGUGGUUCUCAGGGGGCCCAACCAGCCAAUCAGAGACUAUAGAGCUCAUUGGCUUUGACGACAAGAUCCUGGAGGAGGACAAGCGCAGACCCAAACGGUCCAGGAAGAGGACUGACUCUGUGAGAGAAGUGGAAUGUAAUGGUGGGCUUGCAGAGGAGCCGGAGCAGGUAGUAAAAGACUCCCACUCUACAGCAGACCAGGAGGUCCCACACCCAGUGGUCCUCCCAGAGCAGACAUCUGGAGACUUUGACUUCAAUGAGUUUUUCAAUCUGGAGAAGACCAUGCCAGGACUGGCCUCUGUAAGUCCUGGGGAGCACUGCAUGUUUAAGAUGAUAGAGGAUGUCCUGGGGGAGGGCCCUGUUUCGGCCAGCCGUUUCAGCCGGUGGUUCUCCAGCAACCUGAGUCCCUCGGGCAGCCGCUCCUCCAGCCUGCGCUCCACCCCUCAUGAGGAGCUGGAGAGACUGGCUGGGCAGGACCCCCGCUGCACGUCCCCCAACCAGAUGGGCCCUGUCCCCUACUUCACCCCCAUCCAGUCGGUGGAGCACCGGGACAAGGUGGACAUUCUGGAGCUGUUACACAAGGCCAAGAUAGACCUGAAGCCUCUCCUCUCGAGCCUCAACGUCAACAAACAACGGCUACAGCAGAGCACUAACUCUGGUGUAGUGCUCUCUCUGGAGGAGGUGGAGGGAGGCCUGAAGGGGCUAAAGGUGGGCUCUGAGCAGAACCACCAGUUUCAUCGGAAACUGCACCAGAAUCCGCAUCGGGGAGGAAUCAGAGGCAGCACCAGCAGUGGCACGCCCUUCAUGGCUGAGCACUUGGAGCAGGCUCUAACAGGCGGUGUAGGCCCCAGUGCAGGGCCGCCUAGGUCACAGGCCAGAGACCCUGACAUGUCAGCCUUCAACAAGCUGGUCAGCAGCAUGAAGGCAAGUGGAACUCUGCCUACCCACCCCAAAGCCAACCAAGUGAACAGCAACCUCAAUCAGGGCACAGAUCCUGCUAUAGUGCCCCUGCCUGAAGCCACAGUGCCUGCCCCAUCGCAGAGGAACGUAUUCCAGGAGCUUCUAGGUGCCCAGGGCCCUCCCCGUAGCGGCUCCCCUACCCUCCACAGCGUGCUAGGCAGCACUGACGCCCCUCCACCCCCUGGGCCUGGACUUCAGCACAGGGGGCCCUCGCCUCCACUCUUCCUACAGAGGGCACCUUUGCCUGACUACUUCCAUGGACGCAUGCGGCCACCCGCUGGGUACCCUGUUGGUGCGGCACCCAUGAUGGGGGAGCAGUUCCCAGAUAUGCAUAGAUCCCUCAGCCCUGGACAUGGACCCACCCUACACCAGCAACAGAUGAGGGCGAUGUCCAUGGCUGUGGACCAGGCUGACCUGGAGGCUCUGAUUAACCAGCAGGACCUUGCUCUCCAUGCCCACAAUGCCUUCCAGCCCGGUUACAACAAACUGCCUCCGAACAAGGUCUACCAACACAACAGGAUGAACCGAUCCCCUGGUCCAGGCACUCAUCCUGCAGGCAGACACUCCCCUGGCAACACAGUCACCAGCAUGCUGUCACCAUCUUUCGUGCCCACGUCUGUGAUCCGUAAGAUGUACGAGACGAAAGAAAAGAGUCGAGAUGAGCCAGGUAGUCGUCCAGACAGCAAGGAAGGCCACUCCCAAGAGGACAGGCGCUCUCCCAGCUCUUUUCUGGAUGGGAUAGGCAGUAGUGGUUCUCAGUUGGGAGGGGUGAAGGCCACCUCCCAGGCUCGCCAGGACCGCCCCAGGCCAGGCUCUGCCGGGCACCCCUGCCCCAUCUACCCGAUACCACUGCUAUCCCACGGACAUGUGCCCAUGGUGCGCCCCCCUCCGCCCCAGCUCCAUCCCAGCCUUGUGCAGAGGAUGCUGGCCCAGGGCAUCCAGCCACAGCAGUUAGGCCCUGCUCUGAUGCAGGCAGGCAUAUUUCCACAGCACGUUGACCUCGCUCAGCUUCAGGGUUUGCCCCCUGCCCUGCUAGGACAACCCCUCUACCCCCUAGGGGCGACAGGACACCCCCUCUUACCUCCCCGAGCCAGCAAUCACAUGCAGCUAAUGCAGCAGCAACCGAGACCAAUGCAUCCAUCAGUCCCAGGCCACCAGUCGCAGAACCUCGGCCCUGACCGGACGAGCCACUCCCAGCAACAUGGGGGUAGCCCCACUGGUGUGGGGGGAGCUGGUCUGUCUAAGUGGUUUGGCUCAGAUGUGCUGCAGCAGCCCCUUCCUUCCAUGCCUGCUAAGGUCAUAAGUGUAGAUGAACUGGAGUUCAAGCCCUGAGAAGAGUUUCAUACAACCAGAAUGCUGGAUAAUGGAAGACUUCAUUCCCCCCCCUCCUUUCUCCACCUCCCCAUUAACAAAAAAGGCUGACUUUAAUUUAAGACUAAGCACAGAUCCUGGAGAACGAGGAGUGUGUCCAUGUGUUUUCUUAAACCUUGAAGUCACUGUUAAGAGUUUUGAAGAGGCCUCAACUUAAGGGAAAGACUGAGUUCUAUAAGAUUUUUUUUCUUUUUUGCAGCAUGUUUUGGGAUAUGUUUUUCUAUCUUUUUUUUUUGCAGUAAAGAUGAAGUAAAUAAUUUAUAGGCCCAACAUUGUACAGACUGUAGGAAUGGAUCUGAUUCUUCUACCUGUACAUAAAUAUGAUUUUGUUUUCUUGGUAAGGGGAAGGUUGUAUCUUGAUGUUUAAGUGCGGACUGCCGCAGUCAGACGUAGUAGAGCUGUGAAGCGAGGGUAGUGGCGCGUCUUUGUCGUGUCCUGGUAGUUUUAUUUCCCCCCCAUGGAUUUGAACUGCACUGAGAAAGGGGUGACAAGUUCAAUGUUUGAUUGUGGAGUUGCCCUGCGUGUACCCUCAAAAGAUGUCCUCCCUACGGCUUGGUCAGUCGGUGCCACUGCCUGCCCUGUCUGGAAAGGUGACUGGAGUGUUACAGGGGGAACAGCAAGUGCUGGGUGUGCCUUUCUGACUCUCAAUUCAUCUUUCCAUGAUUAUUUGCAUCCCAUCGGCUCGCCUGCCUCCUUUUCAACAGUAUUUGAGAAGGUAUGAGGUCCCUUCUGUCGCACCUUCUCCAAUGUGUUUUUGAGAAGGUGAAAUGAUGCAAGGAAUUAAGGUAAGAUUUGAGAGCCCACAGCUUAUUUUUCUUUACUGCGUCCCUCCCCCUCUGCCAGUCACUGGAACAGAGAAGCACUUCUGAAUCACGUUAUCACAUAUUUGGCGGUAGGUGGUAGAGAUUCAGUUUGUUAAUGUGCUAUUAAGUUAUAAAAGCACAGAAUAAAUAAAAUGUUCAAUAAAAAAAAUGUAUCACAAUG
This is a messenger RNA of Oncorhynchus tshawytscha (Chinook salmon), 4336 nucleotides long. RefSeq names its product eukaryotic translation initiation factor 4E transporter. Gene Ontology annotation, molecular function: mRNA binding. The transcript is spliced from 19 exons. Gene Ontology annotation, biological process: negative regulation of translation. Bases 371 to 3313 code for a protein of 980 amino acids. Gene Ontology annotation, cellular component: nucleus; cytoplasm. The record is from RefSeq and is a predicted model, not a curated record. NCBI's taxonomy places the organism in Eukaryota, Metazoa, Chordata, Actinopteri, Salmoniformes, Salmonidae.